Owenia fusiformis is the source of this 842-nucleotide messenger RNA. NCBI's taxonomy places the organism in Eukaryota, Metazoa, Annelida, Polychaeta, Sabellida, Oweniidae. The record is from the annotation of a GenBank genome assembly.
CUACACGCUACUUCGAACUUUAUUGGCCUUCAUUAUGACUUGAUAAUAAUUGGGCAAAUAACUCUGCGGAACUGGAAAGAACUAUAGUUUUCACUUGGGAAAAGAGACCGAAUAUAUACAAGUAUAAAAAAGGUGCCUAAAUGGACCAUAUCUUAUCCUAGCCUAGCAACCUGCUUCAUCAAUACGGUGCAAACAAAAAUCGUAUCUAAUGGGGAUGGUAUCUGCGAAUUCUAAAAUGACCUCAGCGCCACAAAUAAACGAGGACUCCUUGCAUAAGGAGGGUAAAUAUUUUGAUAAUCACAACCAGAGUAAAGAUAGUGGAAUGUUAGGGGAGUCUAUGAAAGCCCCGGUAGAAGGAGUUCCAAAUAUAAACCCGUCCUCGGGACAUAAACAUAAAAGGCGGAAUAGAAGUUUGGGUAACGUGAAUACAACGGGUGUAAACGGUGACAGAAGAGUGAGCGCCGAUUGGACAGAUAAAGGCGAGAUAGCAAUGAACAAUUGCCCGAGUUUGUCCCCACAUCAUCAUUCUCCAUCGCCAAAAUCGAAUAUAUCUCAAUCGACGCUUCAAUCAAACCAUACACCAACAGAUGGUAAUCUUAGGACGGUGCAAGUUAAAGGGUUAAUCGAUGAUUUGGAUCUAAUAUAGGAUUAUGAGUUGUUCGGUUUUCAUCUAUGUCUACUAUCUGUUCAUACCUUUGAAAAACCGCUCAUGCAUUGGAGAACUAGCUACUUUUGGAAGAAGCGGAAGUUAAUCAUUGUGUGAACAUGGAGUAAAAUAUACACCUAUAUUUUCAGUUUCUUCAUUGACGAAUUAACGCUCAAUUUAGCUUAAUUCAAGGCUU